UGCAACCUUGUGAAUUCGCCAUGCUGUGAGAAAAAAUGUUUAAGCACCAGUAAUGUUCAGACAAUUCAGACCUGUAGAGCUAUGUUCUAUAAAAAGACACAAGAAGAACAGUCAGAUUUCAUUGAAAGAAACAUAAGGUGCAAUGAUGCCAGUUUAGAAGACAAACAGUUGACUUUUGUGCUGACUGGUAGGAGAGUAUGUGAAUAUGCAUGGAGGAUUGUGUAUGGCAUAAAAAGGAGGAGGUAUUACUACAUGAAAAAGAAAUGUAGGUCUACUAAUGAAGAUUUAGACAAUUCUGACAAAAGAUGUAGCCAACAAUACAAGAGUCGCCAGUACCUUGAAGCAAAGAGUUUUGUUACAGGUCUAUGCAAGAGAUAUGGUGAUGAUCAGCCUGAUAUUCUGGAAAUACAUUUGCCAUCAUGUCUCUCUAUACUACAAGUUUGGACAGAUUACAAAUCUUCCUGUGAGAAUUUAGGAUCACCCUUUUUAUCAUACCAGAGGUUCUAUGGAAUGUGGAUUGAAGAGUUUCCUCAUGUUAAGAUUCCAAAGUAUCAGAAGCUCAGCAAAUGUAAUGAGUGCGUAAUCUUUAAAGAGACCAUCAGCAAAAAACUGACAAAGAUCGAUUUGGGAGAGCUGAAGGACAAGAGAAGAGCACACUUGCUUCUUCAAGAAAUCUGCAGGGAAAAAUAUUAUAAACACAUAAAGAAAUCCAAAGAACAUCCAAGCAUGUACACUUCUGUUAUCAUUGACAAUAUGGAUCAGUCCAAAACCAAUCUACCAAGGUUUCCAUUACAUUUUAAGAAUGAAACAACACUUGAAAAAAUGCACCACCAUGUUACAGGUGUUUUAUGUCAUGGAUUAAAUAAGGCAUAUACAUUUACAUGGACAGAUCAGUUUUCCUCUGAUUGCAAUAUCACCUUGAAUUGUUUGAUGUCUGUGUUGGGCGAUGUAGCAACAGAAAAUGGUGGUUUACCUCCUACACUAUAUAUUCAAGCUGAUAAUUCCCCAAAAGACAACAAAAAUAAAUAUGUGAUAAUGUUCCUAGCAAUGUUGGUGAAAAUGGAAAUUGUAAAAAAGAUAAAGCUGACAUUCCUCAUGGUGGGUCACACCCAUGAGGAUGUUGAUCAGUUAUUCAGUAGGAUUUCUGUUAAAGCUUCAAAAGAAAAGACAACAACCAUCCCAAGCCUUUUGGAUCUGAUCAAAAGGUCUUACACACCACAACCUAUUGCAAAGCAUGUAGAAUCACUGUAUGAUUUCCGGGAUCAGAUGGCAUAUCCAUCCAGUCUAGCUGGAAUCAAAAGUCAGCACGUAUUCAAAUUUACAAAGGAUGGAGACAAAGUUUUCUUGGCCAUGAAAGAAUGGCCAUUGGAGUCAGCACCAUACAAAACAUUGGAGCUGACUAAUAUAUUACAGAAUCUCGACAUGCCGAGGAAGGUGGAACCAAACAUGGAAAAGAUUGGUGGUAUCAUACAGUUGAUGAGACGAGAUCUUCCAAAAUGGGUUCAAAAUGGAAAGUUAAACAGAGAAGAUGAACUUUGGUGGAUCAGCUACCUAUCUACCCUCGAGAAAACAAGACGCCCUGCACCAAAGACUCCUUUGCCACAAAAUAUGGGACGUUACAAGAAACCACAACAUGAACAACCAGCUAUGGAAGAGUGA
Molecule: messenger RNA, 1659 nt
Organism: Mytilus californianus (California mussel)
Lineage: Eukaryota; Metazoa; Mollusca; Bivalvia; Mytilida; Mytilidae
Exons: 9
Coding region: 82-1659 (525 amino acids)
Source: RefSeq, a predicted model, not a curated record